AUGUCGCUCUUCCUCCAGAAGUACGAGCGGGUGCAGGAGAAGUUCGACCAGAACCUCGGCAUGGUGGGCGCCUGCAUGGCCGCCCUGGGGUCCGUGAGGCUGCACCCCUCCCUGCGCACCGCGGAACGCGAGUUGCUCGCCGACGUGGUCCCCAGCGACCGCAUCUUGCGGUUCACCUCCGGCCUCCAGGACGAGCGCGCGCGGCUCGCGCAGAGGUUGGAGAAGCUGCGCCAGCAGGACUCUAGUGCGCAGGCGCUCUGCGACCAGGCGUCGGAGAAGGUGCGCCGGUUCAUCGAGGAGGAAGACGUGGCCACCGCCGCGGCCGCCAUCCGGAGAGAGCUGGCCCGCGCCGAGCUCGAGCUGCUGCCGGCCUUGCGGGCGAUCGCGCCGCCGCAGGGGGCGCCGCCGGAGUCCGUGCUGGAGGCCGAGAGGCGCUCGGGGGAGGCCCUCGCAGGCCUGUCCGAGGUGUGCAGCGGGUUGUGCGGCCUUCUGGCAGAGCUGCAGGGCUGCUGGGAGAGGCGCCACUCCCUCAUCCUGCAGCGGCUGAGGGAGGUGUCCUACAUUCAAUCCAAG
Molecule: messenger RNA, 573 nt
Organism: Prorocentrum cordatum
Lineage: Eukaryota; Dinophyceae; Prorocentrales; Prorocentraceae
Source: the annotation of a GenBank genome assembly